GUCACGACUCGUCAACAGACUAUCGAACGAGUUUCUAUCCACGAUAUAUCUGAAGAUUUCCUCCACAUCGGAUCUCCAGACCCCAGAAAGAAAAAGAAAAACCCCAUAUACAAACCUAAGCUACAGCUACAGCCUCGGCUGUUCCUUGUUCCUGACUAAAGCAAAUCCAUCGUACCGCUGUUAUCAGCCACCAUCUAAGCGGCAAAUUUUGCAAUCUUAGAACUGAGGACCCUAGUUAUCCAACUUGACCCUAGGGGCUUGUCAGUCUUAUUGUAAAUUCGAGAAUAACAUUCUGAAAACCAGGUGCUUCUCACUGCUACUUGGUUAAACAUAUUUGGGUGCAACAAAUAGCACCUUUCGUCAUAUUUGAAUUUGAAAAAGACACCAACCUACAGACAACAUGGUUGAAGUUCUCCGCGCCCCGUCCCUGGGACAGCCACUAUCACAAGGUUCACCCGACAUGAUGGACAUCUCGAGUAGAUUCCUCAAUGUGGACCUCGGUCCGGCCUCGGAAACAUCAGUGGUGGUAUUGCAGCAGCAGAAGGUGUCCGCAAAGGAAGCCGUAGCUAAGAACGGCCUCCUCUGGACACCUCGACGUGCUUUUUCCACAACUGAUUAUCCACCCUCGGUUAAUUCGUCUGUUGUCCUGCAGAGACAACACCGUCUACCCACUCCGCUUGCUACACCAAGAGAGUCUGCGGAGACAGACUCAUACUUCGAGUUCCACCCUCACGUUGCGACUGCAAAGCCGCAGCUCGCAGCUUCUCCGGUCGUACUCACUCCGCGAGGCAUAAACUAUGUCCAGCCCGCACGUCCACCCAUGCCAGUACAGCCAAGGUCGUACUCAGUGACGGACGUCGAGCCAGUCCCAUUUACACACCAACCGGGUGUGGCCCUUACCAUAGAGGAUCUCCCUCCCGAGCUGCACUACGCUAUCUUCGACUUUUUGGACCCCAUCGACAGCACGUGCUUAGGGUUGACAAACAAGCAUUUCUACUCGAUUCACAAGCGAAUGCACGGUAAAGUGCCGCUGUCAGCUAGGCGAGAGGGUCCUAACGACAUGGAAUGGGUGUGGCGGAACGCACUUAUAUCGGGUCCGUUCGUGGCUAGCAGCGGAGUAGGCAAGCAGAACUCGCUGGCGCUGCUAUCCCCACGGGGCCAGGUAUACUGCCGCAAGUGCCGCACGGCGCGCUGUGAGCUGCACAACCACAUCCGCGAGUGGGUCGGCGGCAACCAGGAAUACUGCGAGGUAUCGCAGAAGUUUGGCGCCGCCGCUCCCGAGAAGGCGAGGGCAUUCUGCUACCGGAGUUCUCCGAGACAUCCGCACCGCUGCGGUAGACACACGCGACAGCAGCGGCCCGUUCGGCUCGUGUAAGACACGGCCGGAGGGGACGGGGACAGUCAAAAUAAAAUAAAGCUAGUCAACUAUAAAAGUCAACUAUAAAAGUUGACUAGAGAACCGAGAAUAAACUCUAUUCUUGGGGAGGUCGAGAAAUACCUCAUUACCAACCAACCAACCAACCAACCAAUAUGUUGUUAUCUCUCUCUCGAGGGAGGCUACAUAUCCCCCGUGCCGAUGGAAUUGGUCAAAAGGCAAUGAUUGCGGGGUGCGCGUCUUGCAGGACCAAGUUAAGGAUCAUGAUCGGUCAAGAUACCGUACCGCAGACAUCUAAGUAAAAGGCUUCAAGUCACAUAUGUAUGGAUGAAUACAUGUUUGGGAAUAUUAACUAACUACCUGGAUAUAAAUAACGGACUUAAUGACUUAGUUACUUAACAGGUAGUUAUUGGAAUAUGGGUAGAUAUGUUUAUGACAUGCAUUGCAUAACUCUGCAUUGCAUGCGGAAGGGAAUAAGACAACAAGAGAAUGUUGACCUGUCGUGUAAGACGGCUUGGGAUAGCUUUUGUCUUGGAUUGCCUCGGAUGGGAAUUAAGAAUAGAAUUAAGAAUAAAGAACUUGGGACGAGUUUUACUUCAA
This is a messenger RNA of Daldinia vernicosa, 1975 nucleotides long. RefSeq lists its product as uncharacterized. Bases 401 to 1375 code for a protein of 324 amino acids. Gene Ontology annotation, molecular function: protein binding. The transcript has a single exon. NCBI's taxonomy places the organism in Eukaryota, Fungi, Ascomycota, Sordariomycetes, Xylariales, Hypoxylaceae. The record is from RefSeq and is a predicted model, not a curated record.